UUUUACACAGUGCCCCACCCCGUGCGACGUCAGCACGCUCAGCUGAUAUAAGGACCAGAGCCCGAAGGGUAGAGGUCUCCACUCUGGAACGCGGAGACUUCAGCACUGACACCAGGAGGCAGACGCCCUGCGAAGGACAGACGUUGGCAGGGCAGGCAGAGGGGAACUAAGGGUUCCUGUGACUCCAUCAGUACCAGAGCAGCUGCUUGGUGCCACAGCAUCCUGCGCCAGAAGGGUUUAAAUGCUUAGUGUGACAGCAUCCUGAGCCAGAAGGAAGGGUUUAAAUGCCAGACGGCAUUUAAAAACUUGUGGGUUUCUCUGUGUAACCUCGGCUGUCCUGGAACUGACAUUGUAGACCAGGCUGACCUUGAACUCAGAGACCUGCCUUCCUCUGCCUCCCUGAGUGCUGGUAUUAAAGUUCCUGAGAGGUCCCAACAAGACGUUGUGCCACCACUUGUAGCUUGAGAUCCCAGCCUUUAGCCAGGGAAACAUUUCAAUUAACAGUUGAGAAGAUGAAUUUCUUGGAAGGUCCAGAGUCGAGCUUUGCUGAAUGUAUCACAGAUGGAGGAAAAGCCACCCUUGGGGUUAGGCAAAGGGCGGGAAUGGACCCUGCUCAGCGGAUGAGACAGAAUGAGGCCAUCUCGCAAGCAGUGUGUGCUCUGCUGAAUUCUGGUGGGGGAGUGGUCAAGGUUGAGAUCGAGAAUGAAGACUACAAUUAUGAGAGUGAUGGAGUGGGCCUGGAUCUGCCGCCAUUGUUCAGAAAUCAUGUAGAUGAGAUGCUGCAGGGAAAACUCUUUUUACUAUUUGUGAACUCAUGGAACGUGGCAGCCUCAGGUGUGCGGCUCGCCACCUUGUGUUCCAAUCUGUACCAUAGACGUGGAACAUCUACUGAGGUCAUGGAUUCUCUAGAAGCCCUACUAUUCCUCCGAAGAAAGGUUCAGGCUUGUGGGAAUUUUGAUGAUCCCAACUUAUUAAAUCCACAGGCACUUGCGGUUGAUGAUCAGGUGAUCUUAGCUUCUGAUUUAUUUGGUAAACAGCAGCUUCAGUACCUGGAAAAACUCAGCUUUACAGAGUCCCUACACGUUGAAUUUCAAAUGUUCUCGGCAGACCUUUCCCAGGGCAUUAAAGAGAAACUCCCCAAGUGUGUUUCUGCGCUUGCCAAUUCUGAAGGAGGAUAUGUGUUUUUCGGUGUGCAUGAUGAGACCCGUCAAGUCAUUGGAUGUGAAAAGGAAAAGGUAAAUCCUUCCACCUUGCGGACUACUAUUGAUGGCUGCAUCAGGAAGAUGCCUGUCCACCACUUCUGCUCACAAGACCACAAAGUGCAAUAUGACAUCAACGUCCUUGAAGUGUAUGAUAAGGGGGCUCUCCGUGGGUACGUCUGUGCAAUCAAGGUGGGACAGUUCUGCUGUGCAGCGUUUGCCAAAGUGCCUGACUCCUGGGAGAUGAAGGACAAUCAGAAGAAGCAGCUAGCCACAAAGGACUGGGCAGCUUGGAUGAUAGAAACUGACUCAGAUCUUUCCAGUUUUCCUCAGAUGGUCGUCUCGAGGAGGACUGUACACACCACACCCCGCAGCAAGACUGUGUACAUACAUAAGAAUUUGAAGAGUGUGGAAGAAUUGCAGAAGGAUUACUUUCCAGUGUCACCCAACAGGAUUACAUAUACUCCAGAAUGGCUCUACAAGGACCUCAUCUCAGAGCACAGAGGACUCAGAAACUUAAUAAACAUGGAAAUGCGCUCUGUCUCUCAAGGGAUACUGAUUUUCUCCCACAGCUGGGCUGUGGACCUGGGUCUUCAAAAGAAGCAGGGUGUCAUCUGUGAUGCUCUUCUGAUUUCCCCAAACAAUGUCCCAAUCCUGUACACCAUUUGCAACAGGUGGGAUCUGGGGUACAGGAAGUAUUCUAUGAUAGUCUCCCAGACCCUGAAGCAGAAGCUGGUGAACAUGGGCGGAUACACUGGGAGAAUAGGCAUCAUUCCCUUGGCCUUGCAGCUGGGUCAAACACGAAGGGACAGGUUAGAAACGCCCAUUUACCCCGAAUCCUAUAACUUCACAAGUGUGCAGCUGAUGGAAGCUCUGUUGCAAUCCCUUGUGAUCGUCUCAUUAGGGUUCAGAUCCUUCCUAAGCAAAGAGUUUAUCUCUGAGGUGGUGACGCUACUCACAGACCAGCAGUACCAGCUGCUUUUAAAGGAUCUUUGCAAGAACAGAAAGCUGUUUGUUCAUGGCACACCUGGAUCAGGGAAGACCACUCUGGCCCUCAGGAUCAUGGAGAAGAUUAGGAAUGUGUUCAGAUGUCAAACUGACGACAUUCUCUACAUCUGUGAGAACCAGUCUUUGAGGAGGUUUGUGAGCCGGAGAAACAUCUGCCAGGCAGUGACACGGACAGCCUUCAUGAGAGAUACCUUUGCUAACAUUAAACACAUUGUUGUGGAUGAAGCUCAGCAUUUCCGAACUGAAGAUGGGGACUGGUAUGCAAAGGCAAAAUCCAUCAUCCAGAGAGGGAGAGAUGGUCCAGGAGUUCUCUACGUUUUUCUGGAUUAUUUUCAGACCAACCACUUGUGUUGCAGUGGCCUCCCUGAGCUCCAGCACCAGGAGCCAGUUUUGAAGCUCACCAGGAUGCUCCGCAAUGGAGACAACAUAGUCAAUUACCUACAAGGGAUAAUGCAGAAAAUCAGAGAUAAUCCUCCCCCAAAUGUCCCCCCAGAAGCCCUGAACAUGGGCCAAGAACUUGAAUUGACUCCAAAGGUCACAGACAGUUUAGAGACUUACUUGAAAUUGGAACGGAUGGCAAACUUUAUAGCAGAGAAGUGCUGGUGUCUCUGGGGGUCUGGCUAUUAUUACCCCAGGGAUGUUGCUAUUCUUUGCAACAAAGCCAAAGAUGUAGUAAAAUUUAAAGAAAAGAUUCUCCUAGCAUUGAGGAGGAGGACCAUGUCUCAGACCAGUGUAGCAGUGCAGGUCAGGGAGGAGUUGGAUAAUCCGGGGAAUCACAUCGUGUUGGCUGCUGUUCACCAAUUUUCAGGCAUGGAAAGAAGCAUAGUGUUUGGGAUCAUUCCAGAGGGAUCGGAGACAGACAUUUCUUACAAUGUUCUGCUCUGCCUGGCUUCCAGGGCAAGAACCCAUCUGUACAUUAUAAGGGUUUAGCUUUGAUAAGAAGAUACCAGUCUUCAAUUAGAUAGGGCUGGUCUCUGGAUGACUUUGAAACUCUUUGAUUUCAACAUUUACACAGCAAAACAUUUCCUGUACAGCCACCUGCCAAGUCAUGUACUCUCCUCGAUUACAAGCGCGAAGAAUUCAGAUAGUAGUAAGAGAGACCAGGGUAAUUAGCUGGCACUGAGAUCUUUUUCUCUCUUAUAGUUGUGUGUGUGUGUGGUGGUGGUGGGGGGGGAUAUUGUGGUGCACACCUUGAAUCCCAGCACUUGGGAGGCUGAGGCAGGUGAAUCUCUGUGAGUUCAAGGCCAGCCUGGUCUACAAAGUGAGUUCCAGGACAGCCAGGGCUACACAGAGAAACCCUGUCUUAAAAAACAGAUAACAACAACAAAAAGACAAAAGGGUCAAAAAACAAUAUGCUGGGGAAAUGCUGGCAGCAAAGGUCAUAAUUUAGUUUCUUUCCCCCUCUAAAGUUCCUAUACCUGGUAGUUUAAUCGCAACACUCAGGAGGCAGAGGCAGGUGGAUCUCUGAGAGUUUGAGGCCAACUUGGUUAAUAUAGUGAGUUCCAGGCCAGACCGGGUUGCUUAGCGAGACCUUGCUUCAAAAAUUUCUUUUCUAUACAUAACAGAAAAUUUCCAGGAUUAAAAGAAAGUAGGACAAAGAAUGCAAUAGGCGGGGCUGGAAAGAUGGCUCAGUGGUUAAGAGCGCUGCCUGCUCUUCCAAAGGUCCUGAGUUCAAUUCCCGGCAACCACAUGGUGGCUCACAACCAUCUGUAAUGAGGUCUGGUGUCCUCUUCUGGCCUGCAGACAUACAUACAGACAGAAUAUUGUAUACAUAAUAAAUAAAUAAAUAUUUUUUUUAAAAAAAAGAAUGCAAUAGGCGGAAUAGGUGGAAAGGCACAGGAGUUUAAAUAGUUCCUACACAUAGAGUGAUUGCUUAUGGGGGCAGCAGUGUGGCAUAACCAGCAGGAGUGAUGACGUGCCAUUUAGUGGGAAAUACUUCCGUGUACUGUACUUCCAGAAGGAUCUAGCAAUGACCAUGAGAAGCUUGAAUGCUUAUAAAUUUAGCUUGAGAUUCCUCUCUAAGGCACUUACUCUCACAGAGAACUCACACAUGUGCAAAGAUUUCUGGGUGGAAGUAUAGGGUUUUGCUUCUAGUAGCAGAAUGCAGAACAGUAGUAAUGUUGAUUCAGAUGGCUAGAAGGGAGUAAUUUGCAGACUGUCACAGCAUCCAUCACGUCAUGGAGCCAGAAAAGGUGAGAUCUUCAUCACAUUUGUGUGGGACCGUCUCUAAGAUGUUUUGUACUGUGAACAAAGCAUCAUUCAAAACCAUGUCUAUCUUAUGCUUCCAGAGUUGAGUCGUUGCUUUUAGAUGCAUUAAGGAUUUUUGGAAAUGUAUCUUAAAAAUUGGUAGCAGUAUUUGACUCUGGGGAAGGGAAAUUGAUGCCAAAGGGAGCACCCAGCUUUUGCUUUUUAUGACUUUAGGUUCUGUACCAUGUAAUACUCGAUGGGAUCUUGCCUUGGGUGUGUUUUUACUUAUGAAUGUAAUGGCUUUAUGAAUCACUUUCUCAGUUUUUAUCAACCUGUAUCCCAGAUAAGCAUUUCAUAGUCAGAGUGAAUGUUGAUGUAUAGUGAGUGGGGGAUUUGAAAACUACACAAAAUAGAUUUUUACCACAUAGAAUUUUGAAGUGCUGACUCACUGUCAUAUUUGUUUCAAGCUUUAUUUUUUUUAAUAAAGGACAUAAACUAU
Alexandromys fortis (reed vole) is the source of this 4893-nucleotide messenger RNA. It is a transcript of the gene Slfn5, whose product is annotated as schlafen family member 5. The record is from RefSeq and is a predicted model, not a curated record. The transcript is spliced from 8 exons. Bases 513 to 3137 code for a protein of 874 amino acids. NCBI's taxonomy places the organism in Eukaryota, Metazoa, Chordata, Mammalia, Rodentia, Cricetidae.